GGAUUCUUUAAAUUGCUUUCUCACAUAACUGUGGGUAGCCCAAUGAACUAGGCUAUAAUACAGUUACUGUAUUAUCAAUCUUUGAUGAAAGAAUAUUGGGUUUUCUCAUAUGCCUAGUAUAUAGUGAUCUUCAAUAUUAUGGAUGUACUAGACGCUUGACUAUCUGGUGGAAACAAAAACGAUGUGUUGUAGGCUCGUGAUGAAGACCUACUUGGGAUUUCUAGUGACAGAGACACUCGUGCAAAGUGCAUUUGGAAUGAUUGAGCAGUUCAGACCAGGAGGGGGUUACCAGUACAACAGCUUCAGUGGACCUGUGUCCGGACCAAUCGAGGAGAUAGCUGUGCCAAAGUUCCCACCCUGGCACCAUAAGAGCUACAUUAUGACACAUGAUUUCAAAGCGAGACCCGACUACGCGUUCGCCUACGGCGUGGAGGACCCGGACACGGGCAACACACAGAACCACUACGAGACCCGGGCCGGUGAUGAGGUGACCGGCAAGUACACGGUCGUCGAGCCGGACGGCAUGCUACGAGUUGUCACCUACAGUGCCGACCCUGACAGCGGCUUCCAGGCCACCGUCACAUUCGAGAAACCCAACUACAGUUACGCACAACCCUACAAGAGUCUCGCCUCUGAAACCACCACGUCGCCUCCCUCUUACGAUUACUACACAAAUUAUUAAUCCUAUUCUUAAUUGAAUAAACCAAUUUUAAAUGAAAUAAAAACACAACAUUUUGUCGUUUUCUACACAUACAGUGAAACUUGGUUAUAACGUAUUUCAAAGGACCAUACAUUUAGGGCCAUUUACACAUUAAAAGCUUAAACUGAAUUCGAUCAUCUGGUGGCUUAAACUCAAAAUGAACCACAUUACAACAUUGAGUUUUGAUAUAAAUUUGAUUCAGUUUAAAUUUUUUUUAACUUGCACUGUGCAAACAACACUUAAUGACGCUAGGUUAUAUAAU
Nilaparvata lugens (brown planthopper) is the source of this 962-nucleotide messenger RNA. Its product is annotated as cuticle protein 7-like. The record is from RefSeq and is a predicted model, not a curated record. Bases 182 to 682 code for a protein of 166 amino acids. The transcript is spliced from 3 exons. Gene Ontology annotation, cellular component: extracellular matrix. NCBI's taxonomy places the organism in Eukaryota, Metazoa, Arthropoda, Insecta, Hemiptera, Delphacidae.